This is a messenger RNA of Ictalurus punctatus (channel catfish), 574 nucleotides long. Its product is annotated as E3 ubiquitin-protein ligase UBR2-like. Gene Ontology annotation, molecular function: ubiquitin protein ligase activity. The transcript is spliced from 3 exons. Gene Ontology annotation, cellular component: ubiquitin ligase complex; cytoplasm. Bases 179 to 574 code for a protein of 131 amino acids. Gene Ontology annotation, biological process: ubiquitin-dependent protein catabolic process via the N-end rule pathway. NCBI's taxonomy places the organism in Eukaryota, Metazoa, Chordata, Actinopteri, Siluriformes, Ictaluridae. The record is from RefSeq and is a predicted model, not a curated record.
AGAAAAGCACAUAAAUGACAAAAUACCAGUUUGAGUGCCUAGUGGUCUAAUCAGGAAAUGCUCUUUGGAAGCUCAAUAUAUGCACUUAUCCAUUUGCAUUUGAUUUGGCUGUUAGUGCUGAGGAUGUCCUUAAGGUGAUGUGCUGCUUUUGGCAGAUUUAGUAAUUCUCUUUAGUCACAUGACCACUAAUGGUUUUUCUAAAUUUUUAUGUAGUUUAUUUUGGAUACAGGCAGAGGAAGCUCAGCGAAAGCUUAAGAGACAGAAUGGAGAGGACCCAGCCCUGCCUCCAUUCUGCCCACUGUUUGCCAGCUUGGGAAACAUUCUGCAGUGUGACGUGCUGCUUGGCAUGCUGGGAGCUGUGCUGCAGUGGGCUAUGGAGCCCAGUGGAGGACACUGGUCUGAGUCCAUGCUGCAGAGGGUGCUGCACUUGAUAGGCAUGGCUCUGCUGGAGGAGCAGCAACAGCUAGAGAACAUUGGGGAUGACGAUGAAGUUACUUUCAACUUCACCCUCAAAAUCUCCCGUAAGUUUUGUACAUCAUCUCACACAAUCUCAAAACCUCAAGCCUGUAGUUAG